ACAAUCAAAAACAGCUUCACAUUUACAUACACAGUCCCUUCUUCUCUUGCCGUUCCCUCUCUCUCUCUCUCUCUCAUACAACAGAAUUAGAGGUUUUCGUGAAAUGGAUCAAGACCGGAAGAACAAGAAGAGAACAAGAGAUCAAGGAGAAGAACAAGGCAUGAAACAUUUAUCGGAGAAGAAGCGCGCCAAGUUCAGGCAAGAGCAACAAGGUUACACCAAUGAUAUCAUGAGUAGUACUAGUACUAGUUAUGGCUCGCCGGAACAUGAUUCAGGCGCGGCAGAAGCACAGGGAGUGUUCGAUUUCCCAUGGCUGAAAGACGGCGUCGUUGCAAAGUACUCCGACGAGUGGAAGUUCGAAGAAUUAGAAGACGUGUUCACGUCACAGCUAAGCAGCGAGAUCUCAACCACCACCACCACCACCAUAACCACCCAUGCUGGCAUACAGUUGUCUUUCCCGGGACAAUGCUUGUGUCAAACCCCAGUUGAGGCAGUGCUAGAAUUUCCUGAUGAAAAGUUUGAUGAGGAAAAAGAGUGUCCAUUGCUUUCAGAUUAUGCCUUUGAUACCACAGAAAGUUUGGAUUGCAUUUGGGGCGCCUUGUAGUCCUAGUAGAAGAACAAAAAUGGUCAUUGGGACGCACAAGAACUUAAUAUAGAGCCAGAACUGGCUAUAAACUUAUUGAGCAAUUUAAUGUGUUACAAUAAGUUCUAAAACCGUUGUUGCAAUGUAGCAGUGUGGCCCAUUUUGUGACAGAAAAAAUCAAAAAAUAAAAUAAAAUAAAAUCUGAGAAUGGCAACAGUACACUAAAGUCAAGACAAGUUAUUUGCACUGUUGGGGACUACUUGGCAUACUGUUAUGUUUUGUUAUGUUUGUGUAUAUAUAAAGGUACGCCUUCCAUUUGUUACUCAUUUUAUGU
This is a messenger RNA of Morus notabilis, 917 nucleotides long. RefSeq lists its product as uncharacterized. The coding region runs from base 104 to 604 and encodes 166 amino acids. The record is from RefSeq and is a predicted model, not a curated record. The transcript is spliced from 2 exons. Lineage: Eukaryota; Viridiplantae; Streptophyta; Magnoliopsida; Rosales; Moraceae.